UCAGCUCUGUUUCUUUCCUGAAAUUAGAAUUGAUGCUAGUGAAGUAGGUAUUGAUAAUUAGCGCUUAUAUUUUUGGGAAGUGAGUAAAAAUUAUUCCUUUUAAUAUUUUUGUUUUUCUUUGACUAAUUUUGUAAUUUCAAGUCUGUGUUGCUCUGACCAUAAACAAGUAGCUUCUUAAUGUAUUUUUUACUUUAUAAUUGAAGCCUUAAACUACCUGGGCAACAACUUUAUUGAUUCUCAACAUCUACUGAGUUAAGUAGCAUGUGUCUGUACAGUAUGAGUUCUCUUUCCUUGUGCUGUCAGGAACUGAGUGCCUUAUUCUGAUAUCUGGGAGGAAUUGCAGUUUUAUGUAUGUGAAGGACACCACUUCAGGAGGGACCUUAAUAUGCACGUUCUGUUUUAAAUCUGAAUCAGAGCUCAUGGCCUGCUCUUUCUUACAGUAUUGUGACCUGAAAACUCAUUGCCCAUGUGGUACAGACUUAUAUAGAAGGGAAAAAAAAAAAAAAAACACAGACAAACCAAUGACUUUGGACUUGUUCAGUGCUCUGUAAAGCAAGGAGAUGGCACACCCCGUAAUGACCUGUUUGACAUUAAGUUUAUGUGUUAGGAGUAAAUGGUAUUUGAUUGUUACCACCCAUAUUUUUGUGUGUUCAAGUCUUGCCUGUUUGUGUGUGUGUGCUCAUCUGGUUUAGCUGAUCAGAACCUUUGUUUAGCCUGUGCUGAUAUUGCCUUUUGUGUGGAUAGAGGCAUUGAAAGGGAGUGUGUGCUGGGCCAAGACAUUGUGUUCCUUGCUUGACGCUAUCUGGUUUUGAAAAGUGUAACACACACUCAGGAUUCUGUAUAAAUAAUCCAUUACCAUAAUGACUGGCUGUCCCUCUUGAGGAAACUGAUCCGGUUAAGAGUGCACAAGUGAGAAUGUGCUGCAGUACCCAGGAGGGCAUGCUAAGGUUAGACAAGGAAGUCAUUUUAAUAAGAGUUCUGGGCUUUUAUUUGUGCUGAAAAAUUUUUUAACAUUUAUUUCUGUGUUCAUGUGUGUGUAUGAGUGUGUAUAUAUUGAUGUAUGUAUGUAUGUUGUGCAAGUAUGUGGCUUAUCAGAGGGACAACUUGAGAGUAAAUUCUCCUACCUUUCUGGUCAGUUUGGUGGCCAGAGGCUUUUCCUGCUGAGACAUCUUUUUGGCCCUUGUUUUGGAUUUUAUCUUUCUAGGGUUUAAUAACCUAAAAGGAAAAAAGCCUACAAAUACUCAUUUUCUACUUAUAUCAGCCUUGAUCAGAAUAUUAUAGGAAUUAAAUUAGUAUUUUGAGGUCUGUUCAGAAGAAUUUAGAUUUUUAAAGAAUAAUUGUAUGACUGUUUUGCCUACAUGUAUGUAUGUUCACCAUGGGCAUGCUUGAUGUCCAAGGAGUUCAGAAGAGGAUGUCAGUCCCCUGGAACUGGAAUUAUUGAUGAAGAUGAUGCAUCCCGUUGCCGGCAGUAACCCAGCGUUCUGCGGGCCUGGCAAGCCUUCCUGCCUCAGUGAAGAUGCCAUGAGAGCUGCUGACCAGUUUGAUCUGUACUCCUCCCAGCAAAGCAAAUACAGCCACGCGGUCAGCCACAAACCAAUGGCUUGUCAGAGGCAGGACCCGUUAAACGAGACACACUUGCAGCCUACCAGUGGCAGAAACAUAGAGAUAAAAGAUGAACUAAAGAAAAAGAAAAACCUCAAUCGAUCUGGUAAGCGAGGCCGGCCUUCAGGAACCACCAAGUCAGCAGGAUACCGGACCAGCACAGGCAGACCCCUGGGAACUACCAAAGCAGCUGGAUUUAAAACGAGUCCAGGCAGACCUUUGGGUACAACCAAAGCUGCAGGAUACAAAGUCAGCCCAGGGAGACCUCCAGGUAGCAUUAAAGCUCUGUCCCGUCUUGCAGAUCUUGGUUAUGGCUGUGGCACUGCUGCCUUUCCUUACCCUAUGAUGCAUAGUAGAGUGGUUCAUGGGCUUCAGGAAACGAGUGGUGAAGUCAAGCCGCCCAGUGAGUGAGUGAGUGAGGCAGGAGAGCAUGUGUUAGGAGCAGAUUGUUAGUCAUCCCAAAGCUUCUUGCUUUAAUUUGACCUGAUCUUACCACGUGGACUCCCCAUUUUGUUUCUGUUUGCUCUUCCUCACCCCGCACUUCUUUUUCUUUCUUUUUGGCUAAGAAGCAGCCACAGUUGAGAGAUGCACUUUGGGUAGGAGUAGUACAUUGUAUCUGUAUUGUACACGGUUCACAGGACACUCAGUCAUUUUUGCUUUCCCUUUGUGCUGUUCUAAGUGGACUCCUCGUGUGCUAAGCAGCUGCCCAAGUUAACUUUUAUUUGCAAGUAACCCAGUGUGAGGCAUUGUAACUGAAGGGCCAGAACAGCACUUAGUGAGCAGAUCGGAGGGGAUGGCUGUGUGAGUUUAGAACUCUGAAGUAAGACACAGCUGUCUGGAUGCUUUGGAACUUAAAACACACCUUCUUAUUUAUUGGUUCGCAUGACAUUAAUUGAUCAUUAUUCCUCAAGCAUUGUUUAGUAUCUGCCUUGCAGAGAUUAGUUACAGGGUAUGUGAUUUUCAGUUGCCUAAAGCGUAUGCACCAAACACUACAAACAACUCAUACUUAAAACCCUUGAAUCCUUCGUAAACCUGUACAUUAUAUUUAAUAUACAAGAAAAAAAGAAUCCUUAAAAGUCUGCAUGUAACUAUAAUCAUUGUUUUGUCUUUCACAUACUUAGUGAUUUUCAAAGUAUUAUAUUUAAAAACAUUUAUUACUAUUGCUCAUUUAUUUAGAAUUUUUUUUUUUUUUUUUAGUUUUUCUCAGUAAUUGUUAUUACACUGCAUUAGUACUUAACUGCAUUUUCAGGUUUAUAUCUACCAAAGUACACAAAUUGAGUGGUUGGCUGCAAAAUUGGUCUAAGCAGUUUCCUGUCUGUCGAGACCCAAGUACCAAUAACUGUAACUCAGUAUGUACGAAACCUGUAAAAUGAGCGCUGCUGCUAGCAUAAAAAUGGCAUCGUAGCGCCAGGAUGACCGCUUCUUCCAAACGAAGUCUCCCUAGUGAGGCUUGCUUUAGGCACAGUGUAGAAAAGAGACAAAUUCUGGGCAUGUAGGUAUACUUAUUUAUUCUGAGUUUGUUUUAAGUAAACUAUUACGAACUUUAAAAUUGAAAAGUUUGCCCUGGCCGGGCGGUGGUGGCGCACGCCUUUAAUCCCAGCCCUUGGGAGGCAGAGACAGGUGGAUUUCUGAA
This is a messenger RNA of Grammomys surdaster, 3235 nucleotides long. It is a transcript of the gene CUNH5orf24, whose product is annotated as chromosome unknown C5orf24 homolog. The transcript has 2 exons. Bases 1441 to 2013 code for a protein of 190 amino acids. The record is from RefSeq and is a predicted model, not a curated record. NCBI's taxonomy places the organism in Eukaryota, Metazoa, Chordata, Mammalia, Rodentia, Muridae.